AUGACAGACCCCGCAACUAUCGUGAGCCUCGUUGGCACUGCAUUGCAGUUGAUUGAAGCAGUAAAGGUGAUCGUCGACUAUGGCAUGACACUUAGAGAUGCACCUAGCGAUGUUAUCGCGUUGGCGCAUGAGCUGGACGUCUUACAUAGCGUCUUUCAGAACCUUGCCAGCCGACUCGAGCAACAAGACUCGGUCCACACCUUUCCAAGGUCCUCAACUUUGUACAGCACUGCUAGCGAUUUCAUCGACCAACUUGAGGAGUUUAGAAAGGAGCUAGAAAGAUUCCAAGUUGCCAGUUCGGGCCCCCGAAGAGCAUUACGCUUGCUCACGUGGCCUUUGAAGCAAUCACAGACCCAGAGAAGACUUCACCUCCUACAGAGAUAUACAAGCAUUUUUCACUUAUCGGUAACCCUUGAGGGUUUCGAGCUCCUUCAACGGGAUCUCUCUUCGUUCGCAGAAACACAAAGGAAUACAAACCAACUCUUACGUGCAUUGCAGAAUGGUCUCCAGGCACGACUGACGGCGUCACCACAGCAAAGGGAUUCAGGACUUUCAGAUGUGGUAGAGAGUCUUCGACGGGCGCUAGAUACUUACGGCUUCGACGGACAAUACGAGCGGGAAAUCUUGCGGAAGCUCUCUACACUUGAUUACCGAGCGCGGCAACAGGAGUACUUUUUGAAACGCCAUGAAGGCACCUAUGCAUCUUUCCUCAACGACGCCCGGUUCACAGAAUGGCUGCGGGCAUCAAAGGGAUCGAUGCUGUGGUGCCCGGGGAACCCAGGGGCGGGGAAAACAGUUCUUGCUUCAGCAGUGAUCGAUCAUGUACUUGGAAGGAAGCUAGAUUUGGACGCAGCUGUUGUUUACAUUUACUGUGAUUACAGGGAGACAGAAGCUCACGAUGUUUCAGCACUCUUGUCCACCAUGACGCGACAGCUUCUAGAGCAAGACGGAUGUCAAGCACCAAUUGAAGAAAUGGAAAAGUUGCAGGAAGAGGUAGAGCAAAGACAUAGAGCUCUGACGGAGGACGAUCUUAUGGUCCAGUUCCGGAAAUGUGCGCAAGAUUUCGGUCGCGUUUACAUUAUCAUAGAUGCCCUUGAUGAGUUACCGGACCAUGUUAGAAAUGACUUCAUUCAACGACUUGCAGCGCUUGAUGGACAGGUAUAUCUAUUUGUGACCUCACGCCACAACAUUGACCCUACGAUCGACUUUGAUAAUGCUGCCCGUUUCGACGUCGUUGCCUCGUGGGAAGAUGUCGAAACCUACAUGAGAUCCGAGAUCAAGAAGUCCUCGCGCUUGAAGCGAUAUAUCGAGGGGCCCAAGGGUGACCCUUCGCUUGAGACUGAGAUCCUGAAGGGGGUCUACGGGAUGACAGAGGGCAUUUUCUUGCUCGCAACUCUACAGAUACAAUCUCUUUCCAAGCAGCAUAGUGUCGAUGGUGUCCGCAACGCGCUGCGAAACCCACCUAAGAUCGUCCUUGAUCAGUAUAAUGAGACUAUGGACAGAGUGAAUGACCAAACCGAAGAGGACACAAAACUAGCUCUGAGAUUAAUUUCACUUGUACGUUACGCUAUGAGGCCGCUGACAGUAGACGAGGUCUGUCAUGCUCUGGCCAUCCAGCCCGGUGAAAGAAGCCUCGGCGAAGUUCCGGACAUCGACACUGCUCUUGAAGUGGCGGUAGGUCUUGUGAGGGUAGUUGGACACAGCACGAAUACCGCUUCUUCUGACCCGACAACAACAAGAAAGCAGACUGUGAGACUCGUACACCACACAUUGCAAGAGUACAUUGACCAACGACAACUCUUUCCAACCUUUCAUGUGGACUUGACACAGAAAUGUCUCACAUACCUGUCGUAUGACGACCUGGAAGACUGGCUUACUGCCGAGGUAUCUGAGGACGGAUGGGCAGGAAGGCUGUCUUUCUUAGAAUAUGCUGCACUCAACUGGGGUAUCCACGCUCAAGCGGUGCAGACCGAAACUGUCAACCACAUCCUCACAUUUCUUACCCAGGCACCGAGGCCACAUGUCACCAAAGUCCUUCAUAAGGCGUACAGCAGAGCCGAUAACCUACUACGAUAUAAGCGAUACGAUAUCCCACCAAUGGCGGCUCACAGCAGACCGCGAACGCCCUUGAUUAUUGCAACCAUCCUGCAACUAGACUAUGUGGCUGAAGUAUUGCUUCCAUCACCUUCCAUCAACAGUAAGGAUAUGAACGGGCUCACGGCACUUCAUUACGCUGCUAGAAGUGGGAACGUCGCUAUCAUCGACAAAUUAGUAGCUGCUGGCGCUGAUCUAGAUGAUAAGGACCCUUCACCGCUUUCCAUAGCUCUUUGGCAUCUUCAAUUACCAGCAGCAGAGCUUCUAAUCAAGAACGGCGCAGAAGUUGACCAUGAUGAUCUAUCAUCAUUACUGCCUUCCAUGGCCUCUGCAACACGGCGUGAAUCGCCUGAAAAGCGCGAGUCUGCGAUAAUGUUUUUGCGAUCACAUGGGCCACAUUUCGAAGCACGGUUCUUAGAGCUGGAGAGUCUCAAUCAAUCUUCUGUAGUAUGA
Molecule: messenger RNA, 2547 nt
Organism: Bacidia gigantensis
Lineage: Eukaryota; Fungi; Ascomycota; Lecanoromycetes; Lecanorales; Ramalinaceae
Exons: 1
Coding region: 1-2547 (848 amino acids)
Molecular function (GO): protein binding
Source: RefSeq, a predicted model, not a curated record